AUGUCACCAUCUACAUCCCCCGCCGGCAAGCGCAAGCGUAGCGCCUCUCACCUCCCCGCUCCUGUUCCCAAGAACCUCACAGCCGACCUUCAGCCCUCCUCACGCGACGCGUCCGGUGAAGAAGGUGGAGACGACUCGACAGGUCCCAAUGCCAAUGCCAAAACCCCCAACGGCAGACACUCCUCCAAGCGGGCCCGCAGGUCUGCCGCCGAUGCCGCAGGCCACACGGAGGUGAACGGCGCCGAGCCGGCCAUUAGCAAGGAAGACCCCGGCGAGCCCUCCGAGACGACUGUCGCCAGCAGCGACAUCGAGGGUGGCUCUCGGUCGCGCCCGGGGCUACACAUUGACCUCCCGGACUCCGAGCCCGUGACGGAGGAGCAGAUGGCGCCUCCGGUCUUUGGCCGCUUGCAGGAUCCCGUCGGUUACAAGACUAACCCCCCGCCGGUUGGCCGACCGGUGCGAGUUUAUGCGGACGGCGUCUUUGAUUUAUUCCAUCUUGGUCACAUGAGACAGCUCGAGCAGGCCAAGAAGGCUUUCCCCGAUACUUACUUGAUUGUCGGUGUUACUGGCGACGAGGAGACACACCUUCGCAAGGGCCUGACGGUGCUUAGCGGCGCCGAGCGUGCGGAGACUAUCCGUCACUGCAAGUGGGUUGACGAGGUUAUUCCUUGCUGCCCGUGGAUUGUGACCCCUGAAUUCUUGUCUGAGCACAAAAUUGACUAUGUCGCUCACGACGAUCUGCCCUAUGAGGCUGCUGAGGGCGACGAUAUCUACGGGCCCAUCAAGGCGCAAGGCAAGUUCCUGGUAACUCAGCGAACUGAGGGCGUCAGCACCACGGGUAUCAUCACACGUGUGGUUCGUGACUAUGACCAAUACAUCUCCCGCCAAUUCAAGCGCGGAGCCUCGCGCCAAGAACUCAAUGUUUCGUGGCUGAAGAAGAACGAGCUCGAGAUCAAGCGCCACGUGGUCGAGCUGCGUGACAACAUCCGCAACAACUGGACCAUGACAGGCCAGGAACUCGGCCGUGAGUUGCGCCAAAUCUGGCAGAACAGUCGGCCCAACAGCCCUGCACCCACCGCGCGUAACAGCAUGGAUUGGGGUGCGCGGGGUCCUCUUGCUAGCCCGACGGGAGGCGCCAAGUCGCACCUGUCACGUGUUGGUGGGGAAGUGCCCGGCCGCCCAGAUAGCCCGAUGGGCUCGCGUCGGAAUGAGGACUUUGCUACUGGUUACAGUCUCGGUUUGAUCGGUGGUGUACGUGCCUGGAUGGCCCGCAGCCGGCAAUCACUCCAGGAACCGCCCAGCGGCAUGAACAGUCCCACCGACGAAGAGCCCGAGUCCGAGCAGAACGGCUAUGAGGAGGAAGUGCGUGGCCGUGCCGGUCACGUCUCUGCGCAGUAG
Penicillium bovifimosum is the source of this 1398-nucleotide messenger RNA. Its product is annotated as choline-phosphate cytidylyltransferase. NCBI's taxonomy places the organism in Eukaryota, Fungi, Ascomycota, Eurotiomycetes, Eurotiales, Aspergillaceae. Gene Ontology annotation, biological process: CDP-choline pathway. Gene Ontology annotation, molecular function: phosphatidylcholine binding; choline-phosphate cytidylyltransferase activity. The record is from RefSeq and is a predicted model, not a curated record. The transcript has 4 exons. Gene Ontology annotation, cellular component: nuclear envelope. Bases 1 to 1398 code for a protein of 465 amino acids.